AUGAACGAAGAGGAAGAAUUACUAAGAGUUAUGCAAAUGGUAGCAGGCACAGUUCUUCCUAUGGUCAUGAAAACUGCUAUAGAACUUGAUCUUUUUGAAAUCAUGGUCAAACUUACUAACCAUGGGCAUUGUGGUCAAUUCACUUCAUCAGAUAUCGUUUCGUGUCUUCCUACACAAAACCCACAAACCCCAAUCAUAAUCGAAAGAAUACUUCGGUAUCUUGCUACCAAAUCGAUUCUUACAUCUAAAUUCUGCACUGAUGAAAACGGAGUCACUAAGAAAUUAUAUGCCAUGACACCGAUAUGCAAGUAUUUUGUUAGCAAUGAAGAAGGGGCUUCUUUUGCUAACUUCUUUCUAUUCCAAAAUGACAAAGUUGUCAUUGAUUCUUGGCAUCACUUAAAGGAUGCAGUGCUUGAAGGAGGAACCCCAUUCAACAAGGCCCAUGGGGAGAAUAUAUUCGAAUACCAAGCAAAAGACAAAAGAUUUGGUAAACUUUUCGACAAGGCUAUGUUUGGAAACACUGUUAUACUCAUGAAAAUGGUUCUUGAAAAGUACAAGGGAUUCUCAGGGGUGGAAAAACUAGUGGAUGUGGGUGGUGGUUUAGGAGCAACACUUGGGAUUAUUCUUUCCAAAUACCCUAACAUUAAAGGCAUCAACUUUGAUAUGCCCCAUGUCAUCAAAGAUGCACCUCUAAUUUGUCCAGCUAUUGAAAACUGUUGGAUGGCGUUGCCAGAGGAUGGUAAGGUGGUGGUGUUAGAAACUGUUGUCCCAGAUGAACAACCAACAAAUAAUAAUGGUGAAACUGAUGUUGUUAUGUCUAAUCUUGAUGGUGAUAUGGUGAUGUUGGCUAUAAACCCUGGUGGGAAAGAGAGGACUGCUAAAGAAUACGAGGCAUUGGCUACAGAAUCGGGAUUUGUUUCUUCAAAAAUUGUUUGCAGAGUUAGUUUCUAUUCGAUUAUGGAAUUCUACAAGAAGAUUUAG
Molecule: messenger RNA, 981 nt
Organism: Lactuca virosa
Lineage: Eukaryota; Viridiplantae; Streptophyta; Magnoliopsida; Asterales; Asteraceae
Source: the annotation of a GenBank genome assembly